Molecule: messenger RNA, 2392 nt
Organism: Elaeis guineensis (African oil palm)
Lineage: Eukaryota; Viridiplantae; Streptophyta; Magnoliopsida; Arecales; Arecaceae
Source: RefSeq, a predicted model, not a curated record
GUCGGUCGUACCGGUCAGCCGCCGGUUUCCAGGUUCCAUGAUACCCAAGAGUGAAAGUGCCCUCUCUGUCCUUUUUGAGUCCUUCUAGGAUGAGCCCUAAAAGCGUGUUACUCUCCAAUCUUUUGAUUUUUUCCUGAUUUUUUUCGGUAUUUGUGUAUGGAGUUUAUCUAUCGUGCCAAUUUUUGGAUGGGGCGAGUUUAAUUAGGUCUCAGAAUUGGAUUUUUGGGAGGUUUCUGUGCUGAAAUUUGUCAAAAUAUGGGAAAAGGAGGGUCUUUUUAUUGUAAGUAGUUUGAUCCUGGCACUAUCGCCCAAAGGCGUUAGUUUUGAAGGAUUUGCAGAAAGAUCUGAAGAGCAAAUUGUUCACUUUUUUGUUUGUCUUUUCUUGGUUCUCGGUGAAGUGGGAUUCUUCCAAUCUUCUCAUUCCAGGCCAAAGAAUGAGAGCUUUUGGAGGUUUCUGCGUUCAAAUUUCUGAAUAGAUGGCUCGUUUUAUUCUGCCUCUGUUGAUCCUGGUGCAACUGCCUUGGUCUUCGCUUUGUGGAUCGCCGCCGACCCUUUCGGCGGUUUGUGGAUUGGAUCAUGUUGCCUAUUCGAAGUCAUCGGAUGGUUAUUACCUUUCGAUUAAUCUGCAGAGGAUGGUGGACCCUGUUUUCAUAUGUGAAGUACUGGAAUCCUACUUCAAGAGUGGGUGCUUGUUGUGUGACUCCCGGGUGGAAUCAUGGAGAAGAAUUGGUGAGGAGUACUGUAAUCAGGACUUCACUGUACCAGUUGAUGUGAACUGCAAUCCUACUGCUGUGGACUUACUUCGAAAGGCAGGGAGAAAAAUUUUGCUGCAGUCAUCAGCAAAUGCUUCCAAGUUUGAGCAGUUGAGCAGCAAGAGUCAGUCACUGGAAAAUGAGCUAGAUCUGAAGUAUUUUUCAGCUUCGGACAAUUUUCCUCUGGCUGUACCAGGAAUGUUCCUUCUUUGUUGUGCUUUUAUGUGCCCAUGCUUUCAUGCAAAGAGAAGAGAAGCAAUAGAAAAUAAUGUUCUAGACAGACAUCUGAAUUCAAUUUUGUUUGUAGCAGCGGAUUCAAUUUCAUCUGUAGAAGUAAGCUCAGCCUCUGAAAAAAUCCCAGCAACUCCACUCAGAGUACCUCCUAGCCCAUCUCGAUUCUCAUUGUCUCCACAAUUGACUAGAAUUGGUUCUGUACAUCUCAGCAUCAAUCAGAUUAUCAAAGCUACUCGGAACUUCUCUCCUUCAUUAAAGUUAGGCGAAGGAGGAUUUGGAGCUGUAUACAAGGCUGUGCUGCCAGAUGGUCAGGUUGUUGCUAUUAAGCGAGCAAAGAAGAUUUUUGAGCAGGAAGAAAUUCCAGCACUACGAGAUGAAUUUAGUAAUGAGGUUGAACUGCUUGCGAAAAUCGAGCAUAGAAACUUAGUCAGGUUACUUGGUUACACUGACAAAGGAAAUGAACGUAUUAUCAUUACCGAAUAUGUUCCGAAUGGUACUCUCAGGGAGCAUCUGGAUGGUCAGCAUGGAAAGAUUCUGGACUUCAACCAACGAUUAGAAAUAGCUAUCGAUGUUGCUCAUGCCUUGACUUAUCUCCAUCUAUAUGCAGAAAAGACCAUAAUUCACCGAGAUGUAAAGUCAUCUAACAUUCUGCUGACGGAAAGCUAUAGAGCCAAGGUGUCUGACUUUGGGUUUGCAAGAACUGGCCCAACGGACACAGAGAAGACUCACAUAUCGACCAAAGUGAAAGGAACAGCUGGAUACCUUGACCCGGAGUACCUGAGGACCUAUCAACUCACACCCAAGAGUGAUGUCUUUUCCUUUGGAAUAUUGCUCAUAGAAAUUCUCUCUGGAAGGCGUCCAGUAGAACUCAGGAGACAAACAGAUGAAAGAAUUACUGUCAGAUGGGCUUUUAAGAAAUAUAAUGAGGGCAAUUUGAGGGACAUUUUGGAUCCUUUGCUGGACGAAGUUAUAGAUGAGCAGGUGCUUGGAAAGAUUCUCAGUUUGGCAUUCCAGUGCGCUGCUCCUACACGUGCUGAUCGACCGGACAUGAAAGAAGUUGGAGAACAGCUAUGGGAGAUAAGAAAAGAGUUUGGGAAGAGCCUCAGGAGAGUGUAAAGCAGCUCUGCUGAGCUGAGGAUAAGAUGGUAAAAGGCAUUGCAGAGGAAAUCAGCUGUUUAUAUCUGUAUUCCAGAGUAGGAUGUCAUUUUAAGCACUACUCAGCCUUUAGUCUUCCACGUUGCUCCCACAAUCCAGGUAUCAUUCACAUUUUUUUUCUUUGGUCCUCGACAGUAAGAUACCAGAAAAUAAUACACUGAUGCUAUUUUCAGCAGUUGAAAUCUUUGUUGUAUUACAUGGACAACUAAAGUGUUUAUGCAAAUUAUUCAGAACCAGUGUUUUUUAAUACA